Messenger RNA from Oryzias latipes (Japanese medaka), 1615 nucleotides. The record is from RefSeq and is a predicted model, not a curated record. Lineage: Eukaryota; Metazoa; Chordata; Actinopteri; Beloniformes; Adrianichthyidae.
GCUGGGAGGGCGGGGCCAGAGCACUGGCGUGAUAAGUAGAGGAGCACGGGAGGGGAGGACAGACGGAGAGGACAUGGAGCGUCCAGCUCUGCUGCUGUUUGUGGGUCUCUGCAGCUCAGGACUGUGGGCUGAACACACAACAGGUCCAGAAGAAUUCAGGUUGGUAGGAACAGACAGUCGCUGUGCUGGUGGACUGCAGAGGAGGAUCCAGGGAUCUGAGUGGAGUGACGUAUGGGAAAGAAACAUGACGAUUCUAGCCAAUGUUUGCAGAAGACUGGAUUGUGGUUCUGUGGUGUCAGCCAGAGAAACAAGAUAUAAUAUAAACAUAACUUGUUCAGACUCUGUCAGGCUGGAGAACGGAUCCAGUCGGUGUUCAGGCAGGCUGGAGGUGAAGUCCAACAACUCGUGGUCCUCCGUGUGUGAAGAUGACUUUGACCUGCUGGAUGCAGAGGUGGUCUGUAGGGAGCUGGGCUGUGGGGCUCCUUCAGUCCUCCAGGGGGCGCUCUAUGGAGAAGCAGAAGCUCCCAUAUUGAGCAGAGAGUUUCUCUGUGAAGGUCAUGAGUCUGUUCUUCUGGACUGUGGAAGCUCAUGGAGGAAAACAAAAGCCUGUCCACCUGACAAAGCUGUUGGACUCACCUGCUCAGAUCCUGCUACUGUGAGACUGAUGGGAUCGAGUCGUUGUUCUGGUGAACUCCAGGUGAAAAGCGGAGGAGAAUGGAGAGCUGUUGAUGGAUGGAGAUUUGAAAGAACAGAGACAUUACCAUCUGUGUGCAAGAACCUGAAGUGUGGACCCCACGUUUCAUCGACGAUUAAAAAACUUCCAAGAGAAAAGCCAGUUUUCUGGAUUAGUUCUACCUGCUUUGAUAAAUUUUCACUAAAUAUGGAUGAAUGUGUGUAUUACGAUACAAUGAGCAGCCAGACGUUGGAAAUCACCUGCUUAGGUAACAAACCUUCUGAUGCCGACUACUCUGUCAUGCUGGAGAACGGAUCCAGUCGGUGUUCAGGCAGGCUGGAGGUGAAGUCCAACAACUCGUGGUCCUCCGUGUGUGAAGAUGACUUUGACCUGCUGGAUGCAGAGGUGGUCUGUAGGGAGCUGGGCUGUGGGGCUCCUUCAGUCCUCCAGGGGGCGCUCUAUGGAGAAGCAGAAGCUCCCAUAUUGAGCAGAGAGUUUCUCUGUGAAGUCACAACGGCACAGACUCCACCAGACUUGGGCUUCACCGUCGAUUUCCCCGCUCUACGGAGAGAAGCCACGGAGAUCCCUAAGGAGGACGGAUGCAUCGCGGCAUGCAGCAACCCGGACCGGGCCUCGAGGAUCACCGCUAAAGCCCCAUCAUCAGGAUCAGACAGGCGCCUGCAACUGGAUAUCCCCGCCUCCUUGUGGGCUCCAUCAUCUUCCUCCCGCCGUCGGAUCCUGAAGGAAGCCAUCCGCUUCCAUUCCAGCAAGGCUCGGGCCUCGCCGCCGCGGAUGGAUCACCGACCGCAAGAUAAGUCGAUCCUAGGUGGAAAAGCUUGUGAACAGCUGCACCUGGUGAAACGAAUUGAGACAAUCGCAGCAGCAAAGUCUCCACAGCCAACCAAACCACCAGCAACCAAGGAAGAGCUCAUUGAGAAGUAG